UAACGCCAACGCCUGAGCAAAUUGCCGGCGUCACAAUAGUUUUACAAAUAGAAGAGUAUUUGGGCCAAAAUGAGUCCGAACAGGGAGCAGUCAAUUUAGCUAGAACAGUAUUGGGAGCCCGCCACCGAAAUGGCGAAACUUGGCAGGGCAUAUUAGAGGAUAUUCGGGCGGGUGGUGGUAUGGAUAAUUUUAUCCAGAAUCUGCCUGGUGCCUACCCGGAAACCCCAUUGGAUCAAUUUGCCAUUAUCCCAAUAAUUGAUCUUCAUGUGGGCAACUUUUAUUUAUCAUUUACAAAUGAAGUCUUGUAUAUGCUGCUCACUGUCAUUUUGGUCGUUUUUCUUUUUUAUGUUGUUACGAAAAAGGGAGGUGGAAAGUCAGUGCCAAAUGCAUGGCAAUCCUUGGUCGAGCUUAUUUAUGAUUUCAUGCUGAACCUGGUAAACGAACAAAUAGGUGGUCUUUCCGGAAAUGUGAAACAAAAGUUUUUCCCUCACAUCUCGGUCACUUUUACUUUUUCGUUAUUUCGUAAUCCCCAGGGUAUGAUACCCUUUAGCUUCACAGUGACAAGUCAUUUUCUCAUUACUUUGGCUCUUUCAUUUUCCAUUUUUAUAGGCAUUACGAUCAUUGGAUUUCAAAGACAUGGGCUUCAUUUUUUUAGCUUCUUAUUACCUGCGGGAGUCCCACUGCCGUUAGCACCUUUCUUAGUACUCCUUGAGCUAAUCUCUUAUUGUUUUCGUGUAUUAAGCUUAGGAAUACGUUUAUUUGCUAAUAUGAUGGCCGGUCAUAGUUUAGUAAAGAUUUUAAGUGGGUUUGCUUGGACUAUGCUAUUUCUGAAUAAUAUUUUCUAUUUCAUAGGAGAUCUUGGUCCCUUAUUUAUAGUUCUAGCAUUAACCAGUCUGGGAUUAGGUGUAGCUAUAUCACAAGCUCAUGUUUCUAUGAUCUCAAUUUAUAUUUACUUGAAUGAUGCUACAAAUCUCCAUCAAAAUGAGUCAUUUCAUAAUUGAAUAAAAACGAGGAGCCGAAGAUUCUAGGGGGCUACAGCUGCGCUUUUGCAGCACUGAACAUGGUUCCGGGUACUCAAGAUAUUGCGUUUGUGUUUGGAGAGGUGUAGAUUGUAGAUUCCAGCCGAGAAGACCAGGAAAAGAUAAGGAUAAAGAAUGUCAUAUAUCUCAGGAGCUAGAUCACUUCCCGAUGAACAAGUAAGAAUUGCCUCAACAAAAAUGGAUGGAAUUGGACCGAAAAAAGCCAUUCAGCUUCGUUAUCGAUUAGGUAUCAGUGGGAACAUCAAGAUGAAUGAGUUAACUAAGUAUCAGAUCGACCAAAUUGAACAAAUGAUAGCUCAAGAUCAUGUUGUUCAUUGGGAAUUGAAGAGGGGAGAACGA
Molecule: messenger RNA, 1379 nt
Organism: Triticum dicoccoides
Lineage: Eukaryota; Viridiplantae; Streptophyta; Magnoliopsida; Poales; Poaceae
Product: ATP synthase subunit a-like
Exons: 1
Coding region: 180-1001 (273 amino acids)
Biological process (GO): proton motive force-driven ATP synthesis
Cellular component (GO): proton-transporting ATP synthase complex
Molecular function (GO): proton-transporting ATP synthase activity, rotational mechanism
Source: RefSeq, a predicted model, not a curated record